GAAUCACAGAUGAUUAUAAAUCCGGUUUGGUCUGUCAAUGAUUCACAUGACCCUGCCUGCCUGCAAGCCAUUGGUUCAACUCUCACACACUCCCCUCACACACUCCUCUCACACACUCCCCUCGCCCUCACAAAAGGGUAAAUGCUGCAGAUAGAAACCAGAGGUAAAGUUAGUGGUGCUUUUGAAAGAAGAGAGAAACACACCUGCAGAGAUGGGCUUCUCCCUCUUUUUCUCCGCUGAGACCUGGACCCUCCUGGUGGCUCUCAUCACACUGAUCUUUGUGUAUUCCUGCUGGCCAUAUGGAAUAUUUAAGAAAAUGGGCGUCCCUGGUCCCCAACCGGUCCCUUUCUUUGGCACUAUGCUGGCAUAUAGAAAGGGAUUCAUUGGAUUUGACCAGGAUUGCUUCAAUAAAUAUGGAAAAAUAUGGGGCAUUUUUGACGGCCGUCAGCCCGUGCUGUGCGUCACGGAUCCCUCCAUGAUAAAAGCCAUCCUGAUAAAGGAGUGCUACUCUCUCUUCACCAAUCGCAGAAACUUCCGACUGAACGGGCAACUGUACGACGCCGUGUCCAUCGCUGAGGACGACCAGUGGAAAAGGAUCCGCAGCGUCCUGUCGCCCUCCUUCACCUCGGGGAGACUGAAAGAGAUGUUUGACAUCAUGAAGCACCACUCUGCUAACCUGACCAGCAGCAUGAAAAAGAAGGCAGACAAGGAUGAGCCCUUAGAGCUGAAAGAGUUCUUUGGACCCUACAGUAUGGAUGUCGUAGCCAGCACAGCCUUCAGCGUCGACAUCGACUCACUCAACAACCCCUCAGACCCUUUUGUCACUAACAUCAAGAAGAUGCUGAAGUUUGACCUUUUUAACCCGCUCUUCCUCAUUGUUGCUUUCUUCCCCUUCAUGGGUCCAGUUCUUGAGAAGAUGGAGUUUUCCUUUUUCCCCUCGUCUGUCACAGACUUCUUUUACGCCGCGCUGCAGAAGAUCAAGUCCAACCGAGUGCACAGCAAGGAAAAGAAUCGAGUGGAUUUCCUUCAGUUGAUGAUUGACUCCCAGAAAAACAACGACCUCAGUAAAACUGAAUCAAACAAAGGUUUAAACGAUCAUGAGAUCCUUUCUCAAGCAAUGAUUUUCCUCUUCGCUGGCUACGAAACCACCAGCAGCUCUCUCACUUUCUUGGCUUACAAUCUGGCGACGAACCCUCACGUCAUGAAAAAGCUGCAGGAGGAGGUCGACUCCACCUUCCCGAACAAGGCUCCCGUCGAGUACCAGGCCCUGAUGCAGAUGGACUAUCUCGACAGCGUCAUCAACGAGUCUCUCCGAUUGUACCCCAUCGCCGCACGUCUGGAGCGCGUGGCCAAGGCGACCGUGGAGAUAAAUGGCCUCGUGAUUCCAAAGGGUAUGGUGAUCCUGGUACCCACAUGGCCGAUGCACCGGGAUCCUAAUCUGUGGCCCGAGCCCGAGGAGUUCAAACCUGAGAGGUUCAGCAAGGAAAACAAGGAGGCUAUUGACCCCUACAUGUACAUGCCUUUCGGGGCAGGACCAAGGAACUGCAUCGGGAUGCGAUUUGCUCUGGUGAUGAUGAAACUAGCUUUGGUGGAGAUCCUGCAGAAGUUCAGCUUCUCUGUGUGCAAGGAGACUGAGAUCCCCUUGGAGAUGGACAUCCAGGGCCUGCUGAUGCCAAAAAGACCAAUCAAACUUAAGCUGGUGCCACAUUCUGAAUAAAAAUAAUUAAUGAGAUAAAAGAUUAUAAACAUGGCCAUUUUGAUCAUGCCUGAUAGUAGAGUUGUGUGUACGUCUGUAUCAGCUAGUUCUAUUUUGUUCCCAUUAAAGCUUUUACCAAUAUUCAUCCUAAACUAUCCAUUUGUCAAACCUGUGUCGUCAACAAUAAAGGUUAGUUUGGAUCUUCCUGA
Molecule: messenger RNA, 1905 nt
Organism: Cyclopterus lumpus (lumpfish)
Lineage: Eukaryota; Metazoa; Chordata; Actinopteri; Perciformes; Cyclopteridae
Product: cytochrome P450 3A40-like
Exons: 13
Coding region: 212-1717 (501 amino acids)
Molecular function (GO): heme binding; steroid hydroxylase activity; iron ion binding
Source: RefSeq, a predicted model, not a curated record